Messenger RNA from Cyclospora cayetanensis, 2733 nucleotides. RefSeq lists its product as uncharacterized. Bases 1 to 2733 code for a protein of 910 amino acids. The transcript has 10 exons. The record is from RefSeq and is a predicted model, not a curated record. Gene Ontology annotation, cellular component: membrane; phagophore assembly site; phosphatidylinositol 3-kinase complex, class III, type I. NCBI's taxonomy places the organism in Eukaryota, Apicomplexa, Conoidasida, Eucoccidiorida, Eimeriidae. Gene Ontology annotation, biological process: autophagosome assembly; autophagy of peroxisome; phosphatidylinositol-3-phosphate biosynthetic process. Gene Ontology annotation, molecular function: 1-phosphatidylinositol-3-kinase activity.
AUGCUGCAUUUGUUUGCUACUGCGCUUAGCGAUGCUGCAUUUUUCGAUGCUGCAUUUCUUGAUGCUGCAUUUUUCGAUGCUGCAUUUCUUGAUGCUGCGUUUGGCGAUGCUGAAUUUCUUGCUGCUGCGUUUAGUGAUACUGCAUUUUUGGCUGCUGCAUUUAGUGAUGCUGAAUUUCUUGUUGCUGCAUUUUUCGAUGCUGCAUUUUUCGAUACUGCAUUAGUGCCUCCUGCUGCAGUGACGAGGGCAUUCCAGAAGGUCCCUAUGGGGACUGCCGCCACCUCAACGGCCAAGCCGGCGGAGAAAGCCCUUCUUUGGGCGUAUAGGUUUCAUUUGCUACGAAUUCCGUUCGCUCUGCCGCGGCUGCUGCAAACGGUGGACUGGAGCGGCAGCAGCAGCAGCAGCCAGCAGCAGCAGCAGGAGGCGCUGGAGCUGUUGGAGCAGGCAGACGCCGCUCGGCUGUCUGUCGAAGAAGUGCUAGGUAUUCUUCUCUUUUCCAAGGAGCUUGAGCCUGCGGCAGCUGCAACAGCAGCACAGGCAGAAGCAAGAGUUGAAUCUCCCACAGGCGCGUCCUUGACAGCUGCCAAGGCACUUGAGAGCAGCAGCAGCAGCAAGAGCAGCAGCAGCAGCAGCGGCAGCGUUGCUGCUGCCGUUCACUUGCGUGUCAAGCGGCUGGCUGUGGAAGCCAUAGAAGCGGUGCCAGAUUCGGAGAUUUUAUUCUUCAUGCAGCAGCUCGUACAGCUCAUAAGGACCGACCAGCACGUAACGACUAGCGGCUGCCGUCUCGGUGCAGCCCUCAUUCGGCGUAGCCUUCGCAGUUCUUCGCUUGCCUCCAGUUUUUUCUGGCUUUUGCAGACGGAGAAAGAGCAUUCGGCGGACGGGCAUCUUUUUGUUCGCGCUGAGCAACGCUUCCUCCAGUGCUUGCGUAGAAGGCAACGACGUCUCCUUCUUCACGCAGACACGCAGGCACAAGGGCACUCACCGCUGCCUCCCCGCAUGCAGCAACAGGCUGCCAUGGCAGCAAGCAUUCUCCAGCUCUUGGAGAGGCAGCGCCUUUGCCGCGAUACUUUUGCCUCGCUGUUCCCCACUUCGGCAGCUGCAUCCCCACUGCAGGCGCAGCCAGACGAUCCGAAAGCAGAUCUGCAUUCUGAAGAUGAGACACUUGCGAAUGAUGGGAAGUCGUGUAAAAAGACGGUGUUGGCUGCAUUGGCUGCUGCGGCGGAGGCUGCCGAGACGGCUCGAACUCCUGCUGUACGUACAGCAGCAGCAGGAGCAGCAGGAGAAGGCGUUAUUAGUUUAGCGUCUUUAGACACAGAUGCAGUCGCUCAUGCGUCUGAGAGUGAUGAAAAAAAAAAAGCCACAGCAGCAGCUGCUGCGGCUGCAGCGGCAGAAUUCGGCAUCCCCUUGCCCUUCGAUGACGGCUCUGUACUGCUGCACAUCAUCGCUCAGGAGUGCUAUGUCAUGAAGAGCAGCCAAUAUCCCCUAGUCAUCAAAGCCCUCAUCUACUACGCGCAGCCUCAGCAGCAGCAACAGGAGACUCUUCGACUGCAACGCUUUCUGUACAAAGAAGACGAUGAUCUCAGGCAGGAUGUUCUCGUUUUGCAACUCAUUGCCUACAUGAAUCGCAUCCUCCUGCGCUAUGGCUUGGACCUGAAACUCACACCCUACAAGGCAAGCCCUCUCCUUUCCCAGGCGUUUGGGCUUUCGUGGUGUUGUUGGCUGCAUGCUCAGGUUGUUGCAUUUUCUGCAUCCGAUGGUUUAAUUGAGUUUCUGGAAGGAUGUGUUUCCUUCGCGCAAGUGAAACGAGAGAAUCGUUCUCUGCUAUCCUUCAUGGAAUCUGCAAGCGCAUCCGCGCAUCCCCCCGGCACGUGUGCUGGCGAUGCUGAAGGCAGCGUGGAUGCGCUUAAACGCAACUUUUUAGCUUCUUGUGCAGGCUAUUGUGUUGCAACAUACUUGCUGGGUGUGGGAGAUCGCCAUCUUGACAACCUGUUGAUCAGACCAGAUGGUCGCAUGCUGCACAUUGACUUUGGAUUUAUUUUAGGAGAAGAUCCGAAGCCGUUCCCCCCCCCCAUGAAGAUCUGCAAGGAAAUGAUCGAAGUCUUAGGAUCUCUGGAUUCUCCCGAGUUUGCCUAUUUCUUGCAUCUCUGCUGCCUUUGCUUCAAGUACCUUCGCACACACGCGUAUCCCAUAUGCCUCCUUCUCGAGUGUAUGGCCACCUCCAGCCUCAAGGAUAUCACCAAGAAUCUCGUGACGGUGCAAGGAAAGCAGCCAGAAACGCAGCAAUCGCCACAGGGCAGUCCGCCCGCAGUGGUCACCACCGGUGAAGACGCCGCUCCUGCUGCGACUGUAUCGUCUUCGGCUUGCUUAGGAGUCAGACUAGAAAAUGCUGCUGCAUCAGGCGAGAUCACCAGUGCAACAACGACAACUCCGGCUGCCUCUGCUGCUGCUGACGAUUCUUCGGGCGCAGCAGCAUGUGACGCUGCAACUGCACCAACGAACCGUCCUGCACCGACAGCGGCUUCUCCCCCCCGCCCUGUAUCGUCCAGCAGCAGCAGCAGCACAAGUGGGAGACGCGUGUGCAUCGCGAUAGAGCGAGUAAAGGAACGCUUCCGCUUGGACCUGAGCGAUGAGGAAGCUGAAGAAGCUCUUGUGCAGAUCAUCAUCAGCAGCGCAGGUGCCCUCAUCCCUGCAGUAGUCGAUAGGCUGCAUGAAUGGGCGAUCUACUGGAAGUGA